AUGACAACACCAGAUUUAUCAGACCCAGAGAUUAUGCAACACAUUAAAGCUGUUCAAGAUGGCAGUGAGAGAUGGAUGUGUUUGGGAUACGUACCAAAGAGCAUGAACAAGAUCAAGUUUUAUGAGAGUGGAAAUGGUGGCCUCGAAGAAUUGCGUGAAGAGUUGUCAGACUCUUCGAUUCGUUAUGCUUACAUUCGUUACGAGAUUAACAACAUGAACAAGUUUGUCUACAUUGCCUAUUGUGGUGACGGUGUCAACGGUCCCAUCAAGGGAAGCUUUAGUGGUCACGCCAUCGAGAUUGGUCGUAUUCUCAAACCACUCCAUCACCAAGUCAACGCUCGUAACGAAGAUGAUGUCGAUGAGAAAUCGAUUAUCAGUGCUUUGAACAAGGCUACUGGUGCCUCGUACGACUCUGGUGCCAAGGUGCAAGGUUCGUCCAAGAUCAAUGUACCAACCUCUGUGUCACAGGGUAGAACUGCUGCCACUCAAUCCAACGUCUCGCAAAAGACAUUUGACAAGACCGAUUACAACAAAAAGGAUGAGUCGGCUCAAUACUGGAAGAGCAACUCUGCACCUGCCACCAAGGAACCUGCCCGUCCCGACCGUUCCGAGUACAACAUCACCACUGAACGUGAGAACUAUUGGAAGGAUAAUGCUACCGCUCCCAAGACAUCUGCCCCCAUCUCAUCGUCCUCGACUACAUCGGCACCUCCCUCACGUACCAUUACCAAUCGUUUCCAACAAAUGACAGCUGCUCCCCAAACAGAGCCAGUCAAACCACCCCCACCAAGAACUACCGGAAAUGUUGCCAACCGUUUCCAACCACAACAACAACAAGCUCCAGCUGCACCAACUCCAGCUCCCAAGCCAAAGGUUGCUCCCAAGCCACCAGUCGUCGUUCGUCAACCAGAACCAGAACCUGAACCAGUCUAUGAAGAACAACAAGAACAACAAUAUGAUCAAGGUUACGAUCAACAGGAACAACAAUAUGAUCAAGGUUAUGACCAACAACAAGAGCAACAAUAUGAUCAAGGUUACGAUCAACAACAAGAACAAUCAUAUGACCAAGGUUACGAUCAACAAGAACAACAUUAUGAUGAAUCACAACAACACUAUGACGAUCAACAACAAGGUUACGAUCAACACCAAGAACAAGCCUAUGAUGACCAACAACAACACUAUGAUGAUCAACAACAACAAGGUUAUGAUCAACACCAAGAGCAAGCCUAUGAUGAAUCACAACAACAAUAUGAUGAUCAACAAGGUUACGAACAAAGUGAUUACCCAUAUGCCACUGCUCUCUAUGCCUACCAAGGUGAAAAUGAAGGUGAUCUUUCUUUUGCUGAAGGUGAUUCUAUCAAGGUUCUCGAUCAAUCCGAUCCAUCUGGAUGGUGGCAAGGAGAGCUCAAUGGAGCUGUUGAUACUAUUAUCGAAGGGGGUCAGAAUGUGCCUCGAUCGAGAAAGAGAGAAAUGAAUAAUGUUGAAAAAGUACAUCGGCCCCAUGAUCAAUUAACUGACAAAAAGAAUACAACUAAUAAUUCAUUAAUGAUUGAAUAUCUUUAUCAGGCAGUCUCUAAUACUGCAGAUGACAAUACUACAUUAACUUCAUCAUUGUUGGAUGAUGAAUGUAAUAGACCAUAUACCGAUAAUUUUGCAACCGACAAGUUGAUGUAUUCAUUUUGGGGAAUUAGAACCUUUUUUUAUGCAUUAUUCUUUUUAAUUAAUUUUGGUCAAGUAUAUCUUGAAAUUAGAGAAAAGGGUAGAAAGCUAUCAACUAGAUUAUUGGUAUUUACAUUUCAAGGAACCUUUUGUUUAUGCAGAGUGAUUGGAGAUAUUGUACAUUAUAAUCAACCAUGUGAAUAUAGAGUUGGAAGUUGGUGGUAUUUUUGUUUCUCUUGGGGAACAUUCUUUUUAAUUUGUUCAUGGAUAUUUAUAACAGAAUUUUGGACAAAGAUGUUGUAUACAUUUUAUAUUGCCGAUGAUAUUCAUUUUGAAAAUACAUCCAAGGUUAGAAAAUUCUUUAUUUUCUUGAUAACCAUAUUCUUUUGUUGGGAGGUUUCAGUGACUGUUCUGUGUGUCAGUACACAUGAGGAUUGGAGUUUGUUAGAGGGUAUUGGAUUCUUGGUAUAUAUGAUUUCAUUUGGAUCGGCAGUGGCAGUAAAUGGAGUUGGGUUUGUUAAAGCACUCAAACAAAGUUCACAAAAAUCAUCAACCUUUGGUCGUACCAUUAGAAACACCAAGAUAUUAUUGGUUACGGCUGCAGCAAUCGUUUUAAUGACUCUUGCCCAUGACAUUGCAUUUGUCUUUGUCCUAGACCAACACACCUAUAAAUACUUUCCAUCAGAGGUUAGUAUCACAUUUGUCAUUGAUGGAGGUCAAAUGAUAAUUGUACUCUAUUGUCUCGCCGGUGGAAAGUUUAAAAAUUAUUUCCUAUUUAAACGUACUCAUAUUGAAAAAUCAAAUUCAUCAUCAAAAGAUUUAUCAAAUAAUAAAAGAGGAGGUGGAGGAGGGUCAGGUACAGGAAAUAUUUCAAUAACUAUUUCCAAACAACAAGAAUCUGUGGCUCCAUUUGACGGAAACUCUAAUGUUUUUAUUGAAAUGGAUGACUCAAAUUCAAAACAACAAAUAAUUGAAAAUAAUAAUAAUAGUAAUAAUAAUAGUAAAAGAAUGGAAGAAGAAAUCAAUCAACUUGAAGUUGAUUCUUCAACUUCUAAUGGUGAUAGUAAUUAA
Molecule: messenger RNA, 2730 nt
Organism: Cavenderia fasciculata
Lineage: Eukaryota; Evosea; Eumycetozoa; Acytosteliales; Cavenderiaceae
Gene: abpE-2
Product: actin binding protein E
Exons: 8
Coding region: 1-2730 (909 amino acids)
Molecular function (GO): actin binding
Source: RefSeq, a predicted model, not a curated record